Aspergillus calidoustus is the source of this 1600-nucleotide messenger RNA. NCBI's taxonomy places the organism in Eukaryota, Fungi, Ascomycota, Eurotiomycetes, Eurotiales, Aspergillaceae. The record is from the annotation of a GenBank genome assembly.
UACCAUACGUCAGGAUAUUUUACGCUCCACAGGUUUCCAUAUAGAAACGAGGUCGUUUCUUCCCUGCUUUUUCUUUUCUUUCUCUUUUCUCUCGUUGAACGUGUUUAGUGUCCCAUGUUCUCAUCUCCUGUACAUUCGGUUCGAGAUGAAGCUGACCUGGGCUGCGUUGCUUGCUUUUGCUGGGACCGCCGUGUCCCACGCCCACCAUGGGCAUGACGAUGAGGUUAUUCCGGAGCAUGUGCGGGAGGAGCUUCUUGCGAAAUGGAACCAGGAGUGGUCGUUCUCUGGACACGCUAGCUUUGCGCAUCUAAAGCCCGUCAAGUGCCUCGUUGAGCCCGACGAGAAGUACGACAUUGCCGUCAUCGGAGCUCCCUUUGACACUGCCGUCAGCUACAGACCAGGAGCCCGCUUCGGCCCCCGCGCAAUCCGCGCCGCCAGCGCCCGCCAAAUGGCCGGAACAGCCUACAACACACGCGCCGGCAUAAACCCGUACAGCUCCUGGGCCACCAUCAAAGACUGCGGCGACAUCCCAAUUACCCCCUUUGACAACGGACUCGCCGAGCGGCAAAUGUACGAAGCCUUCCUGGAGCUUGGCACCCGCAAGCCCAUCACCAGCGCAUCGUCCGAAUUCGGAACCAAGGGCAUCUCCGCCGGCAGGUCCAAGCUCGUCACCCUCGGCGGCGACCACAGUGUUGCGCUCCCGGCCCUGCGCGCGCUGUACCAGAUCUACCAGAAGCCCAUUACGGUGCUGCACUUUGACGCCCAUCUUGAUACGUGGAACCCCGUGCGCUACUCGGCGUACUGGCAGUCUGAGCAAUCGGCUUUCAACCACGGAAGUUUCUUUCACAAGGCCAGUCGCGAGGGACUCAUCUGCAACUCGACGAGUGCGCAUGCCGGGUUAAGGACGAGGCUUACGGGUGUUGAUGAUAGCGAUUACACAGCCCCCGGAACGCCAGAACAAGGGUUCAUGCGGAUUCACGCGGAUGAUAUUGACGAGCUCGGCGGGCCCAUGGGUAUCGUUGACAAGAUCAUUCAGCGUAUUGGCCUCGACCCCGAGCAGCCCGUCUAUCUUUCCGUCGACAUCGACGUCCUCGACCCUGCUACCGCGCCGGGAACUGGAACCCCAGAGCCCGGUGGCUGGACCACGCGAGAGUUUAUUCGCAUUCUGCGCGGUCUAGAGAAGCUGAACAUUGUCGGCGCGGAUAUCGUCGAGGUGUCGCCGAGCUACGAUAACAAGGGUGAGACGACUGCAUUGGCGGCUGCACAGGUUGCGUAUGAGAUCAUCACUAGCAUGGUCAAGGCUGGCGCGGGCGAGGAUUUGGGUGGUUGGUAUGGACGGAAAGAGGCUGUCAUUCAGGAGACGGGAACGGAGGCCGCUGAGCCCGAGGUGGUAUCUGAGCCUGAGGUUGAGGUUCCGGUCAAGGAUGAGCUGUAAUGAGAUGAGAUAUGAGCCAUGUAGAUAAGAUAACGAGAUCAAUGUUUAUACCUGUGCACUGUCUUGCGAUAUUGGCGAGUUAGGUAAUGAUAACAUAGCCAACCAGUUCAGAAUGAAUGAACCUUGUAUGCGCAUUGCGGUGAACAAACCCGGUCCACGGUGAGU